This is a messenger RNA of Lodderomyces theae, 3666 nucleotides long. RefSeq names its product Crp1p (gene CRP1). Gene Ontology annotation, molecular function: copper ion binding; P-type divalent copper transporter activity; ATP binding. The record is from RefSeq and is a predicted model, not a curated record. Lineage: Eukaryota; Fungi; Ascomycota; Pichiomycetes; Serinales; Debaryomycetaceae. The transcript has a single exon. Gene Ontology annotation, biological process: copper ion homeostasis; monoatomic cation transport. Bases 1 to 3666 code for a protein of 1221 amino acids. Gene Ontology annotation, cellular component: membrane.
AUGCAGACCUUACGUAUAAAGCUAGACAAUGUACACUGCCAAGAGUGUAAAGCAACCAUUAGAAAGAUCAUAUCACGAUACCACAAAAUCAACGAAAUUGAAGCCAGCACAGUAUCAGAUCUGAACAUAGAAGAGUUGUCCAGCGGAGAAGUAUUUUUCAAUUUGAAGGAUACAGAUGUUACCUUAUACGGGAAUAAGGAUGUCGGUUUUCACUUGAAAAAAAUGAUCAAGCAAUUGGAGAAAUCUGGAUUCGGUGUAGUCAGGUGGAGUCUCGCGGAUGAGAAUGGCGAACUAUCCUCGUCGGAGGAAGUGCAUGAUAUUGAGGCUGGUGUGGAUACUACAAACCAUGACGGAUUUUUUGACAUUUGGGGAAUUUUUGAAAGAUAUCUGGCCUCAAAGUCGGCAAGAAAGCAUUUGAAGUACUGCACAGUUUGUCAAAACAGCAAAGCUGGCAAGGUCAAUGAGACAAGUGACACAUCAUCGGCAGAAACCAAAGUGGAAGUUUCUCAAGCAGAGUUCAGAGCGUCGUUUGUGAUUACCGGAAUGACCUGUACUUCUUGUGUGCAUACGGUGGAGGAUGCACUCAAGGGACUACUUGGCAAGAACUCUACUGGUGCCAACUUUUCAGUGAAUUUGCUUCAACAGUCAUUGGUUGUCAUAAUCCAAAACAAGCAGUUGAUCAAUCAAAUUAUUGAUUGUGUUAAUGACCUCGGAUUCGAAUGUAAGCUCAUUGAAGUAUUGCCAGUUUACAGAUCAAUAAACACGCGAGUCACUGCAAUUAUUGGAGGUAUGACAUGUGCUGCUUGCGCAAACUCAAUCGAAGGUGCAGUGAAAAACUUGCCCUUUGUCUUGGAGAGCGGUAUCAAUGUGGUGACAAAAAACGCCCAGUUUGUACUUGAAGAUGACGGUCCACGACACGAAAACUUGGAAAAGUUGAAAGAAGCGGUUGAGGAUUGUGGGUUUGAUUUUGAAGUAAUUAGCAACGAAAAGAUCAACUUCACUUCCGCAAAACAAAAACCUCGAACAAUAAAUAUCAAAGUGGAGGGAAUGUUUUGCAAUCAUUGUCCUGAGAUUAUCAUGAGCUAUUUGCUACACUACGGAGAUGCUGUUGUUGUCCAUGAUCCAAUUACUUUAAAGCACCCCGUGAUCAAAUUUACGUAUGUUCCCAGUCGUGAAGUGACUGCUCGUCAAAUUGUCUCUGACUUGAACCACUUGAGAGAUGACGGAGUUGGUGGUUAUGCAAUUGAUGAUGAAGAAGAAGGCGGGUCCUUCACUUGCAAUUUGGUAAAGCCAGUCUCUGUGGACGAGCAUAUUAGAAGGUUGGCCAAGAGCGAAGUUAUGAAUCUAGCUUUGAGGUUGAUCUUGGCUACUGCGUUUGCCAUACCCACAUUUAUAUUUGGAAUUGUUGCCAUGUCGUUGUUGUCAAAGCACCAUCCAGUCAGAAUCUGGGUGGAGGAGCCAAUUUGGGUUGGAAAUGCAUCUCGUGCAACUUGGAUCUUGCUUAUAUUGGCAACACCAGUGUAUCUUUUCGCCGCUGACACCUUCCAUCGUAAGGCAAUCAAGGAAAUCAAGUCAUUGUGGCUCCAUAAGAAUCCGUUCAAAACCCGGUUGCUCAAGUUUGGAUCAAUGAACUUGUUGAUGAGUUUGGGAACCACUGUUGCUUAUUUUGCCAGCAUUGUGUUGUUGGCAUUGAGUGCCAAUCAAAAGCCAAAUUCCCAUAUGGGCUUCCACACAACGUACUUUGAUUCGGUUGUUUUCUUGACAUUCUUCUUAUUGAUUGGUAAAUUGUUGCAAAGUUAUUCAAAGAGUAAAACUGCUGAUGCUAUAUCGGAAUUGGCAACUUUGAAACAAAACACAGCGGUGGUGGUGGAUGAGAAAGAAAGCCUGGAUUUGGGCCAUGCCCUGUUUGCCAAUGAUCAAGUGGUGGAUCUUGAGCUAUUGGAAAUUGGAGAUUAUAUAAAGAUUGGCUCUGGUGAAUCUCCCCCAGUUGAUUGUGUUAUUGUAAGUGGAGAAGCUGAUUUUGAUGAAAGUGCGCUAACAGGCGAGUCUACUCCCGUGAAACAUAUUGAAGGCCACCAAGUCUUUUCCGGUACUGUUAACAUUGGAAGCCGUUCCAUCAUUGCCAAAGUAACAAGCUUGGAAGGUGAUUCGCUUUUAAGUCAGAUUAUCAACACCGUCAGGGACGGGCAACUCAAAAAGGCUCCCAUGGAACGCACGGCAGACUUAAUCACUGGGUACUUUGUGCCAGCUAUUAUUGCCAUUGCAAUUACUACCUGGAUUGUAUGGCUCAGUCUAGGCUACUCGGGAGCGUUGCCGCAAAGCUACCUUGACAUCGAUCUUGGUGGUUGGGCAGUUUGGUCAUUGGAAUUUGCAAUUGCCGUGUUUGUAGUUGCUUGUCCAUGCGGGAUUGGUUUGGCUGCACCAACGGCUCUCUUUGUUGGAUCUGGUUUGGCUGCAAAACAUGGAAUCUUGGCCAAAGGUGGUGGUGCUGCUUUCCAAGAUGGUGCAACAACUAAUAUUGUAUGCUUUGACAAAACAGGAACGUUGACCAGGGGUGAAUUGGCUGUAACGAAUUACUCGUUUGUCGAAAAGGAUCCGACGUUGAUGCAAUUUUCGUUGCAAAUUGCCAGAGAUUUGGAGGUGGCUUCGUCUCACCCGUUGGCAAAGGCGAUCAGACUGUUUGCAGAGGAAUUGAGCAAUACUAAAAGCAUUCCAUUAUUUGCAAAUAAAAUACCACAAGUCGAAACAGUUCAGGGCCGUGGAGUCAGGGGUGCUUUUGUUUACGAUGAUGAUGUUGAAGAUUAUGCACAGCACCAUCCAGUUGAAGGGAUUCUUGGCAACGAGAACCUUUUCCAAGAGAAGGGAGCUGUGGUGUCGGAUAAGCAGAAAGCGCUCUUGACAAAAUGGAAAAGAGAAUCCAAGUCCGUGGUCUUGGUUGGUUUAAGAUGUCCCAAGAUAUUCAAAAACGAUGCGUUGAAUGUAAUUUUGGUGCUUGCUGCAAGGGACCAAAUCCGACCUGAAAGCAGAAAAGUUAUCGACUACUUCAAUUCCAAGAAGAUUGAGACGUGGAUGAUCACUGGUGAUAAUGCGCUUACUGCAGAUGCUAUAGCAAAAGAGAUUGGGAUUGCCAAUGUUGUUAGUGAAGUUUUACCAGAUGAAAAAGAAGCUCAAAUCAAACGAAUUCGUCAAUUGAAACAACAAAGCGGUGGUGACGACUCAAAACGUGCUGUUGUCAUUGCUAUGGUGGGUGAUGGUAUAAAUGAUGCACCUGCGCUUGCUGCUGCUGAUGUUGGAAUUGCACUUAGUUCUGGUGCUGAUCUUGCAGUCACGUCGAGCGAUUUUAUCCUCUUGAACAAGUUGCACCCUUUGGUGUGCUUGGUGACAUUGUUUGAUUUGUCACGAGUUGUGUUUCGUCGUGUCAAGUUUAAUUUUGCUUGGAGUUUGGUUUACAAUAUGAUUGGGUUGCCAAUUGCAGCUGGCGUCAUUUACCCAUACAAAAAUUCCAGGUUGGAUCCGGUAUGGGCCAGUGCAGCAAUGGCAUUGAGUUCAGUGAGUGUUGUUUUAAGUAGUUUGGCCUUGAGACUCUAUAAGCCAAAGCUACAAGCUCAAGAUUUCAACAUAGAAGAUGAAGGUGCAAAUGUAGUGCCUGAAGAGGAUUUUAUGUAG